This is a messenger RNA of Botrytis cinerea B05.10, 700 nucleotides long. RefSeq lists its product as hypothetical. NCBI's taxonomy places the organism in Eukaryota, Fungi, Ascomycota, Leotiomycetes, Helotiales, Sclerotiniaceae. Gene Ontology annotation, molecular function: protein binding. Bases 67 to 654 code for a protein of 195 amino acids. The record is from RefSeq and is a predicted model, not a curated record. The transcript is spliced from 2 exons.
GAAUUUGACAUCAGACAUAACGAAACUUUUCAACUACGAUUAGACUCGAAGGGAAAACGGGCCAUCAUGUCGGUUAAUUACACAGCUCCGAUAGAAUCAGAUCAGCAAAACGCAUACACCCAUUCAUCUUCAUCUUCAGCGAAAAAGGAUGAUGCCAAAAGUUCUCCCUCAAAUACAAAGGAUGGGGUCGUCCUUGCGAAGACUAAAGCAGACCGAGAUGUAGUAGAACAGAAGAGAUCAGAAGCCGUAUCCUUGAGGAAAUCUCGAGGAGAUGAUCCUGAAUUUCUUGAAAUUAUGGGAUUGGAAAUCGUUGAUAUUCAUGUGGGACCACAAACGAAGCUCUUCCGAAUCCAUCGAGGCAUACUUUGUGAUAAGGUGCCAUAUUUCCAAAAGAUGUUUUCAAGUGGUUUCGUUGAGGGAUUGGAAGGCAAAGCAUUCUUUCCAGAAGAUAAUCCAAAAUGUUUUGAUUUUUUCAUGGGUUGGAUAUAUUUUGGUACUCUGCGAGUCAUUGAUAAUUUUACCGCUACCGCAGUUUCAAAGGCUGAGUAUGGAAUGAAUCUACUAUCGUUGUAUAGUUUCGCAGAUAAGCUAUGCCUACCUAAGCUCAUGGAUCUUGUUCUCGAUGCGUACAAAAAUUCAUAUGGGGGAGGCUAACAGAUUCCCCAAGGUAAUUUUAGUCAGUAAUACAUACCAACUGACA